Messenger RNA from Linum tenue, 2217 nucleotides. The record is from the annotation of a GenBank genome assembly. NCBI's taxonomy places the organism in Eukaryota, Viridiplantae, Streptophyta, Magnoliopsida, Malpighiales, Linaceae.
AAGCAUCCGUCCAGGAAAAGCAGAAGGUUUACGUCGUCCUUCCUUCGUUCCAGAUCCAGACGCCAGACUGAUCAUCAUGUCCCUUCACGUACGUCCGUAGCGACGGUAAACCCUAGUGGCUGGCUGCAUAUAAAACCUAUGUCGUCUUAUAUGUAACCCUAGGUGGCUGCGGUUACCACUCUCCGAUGCAAUGAUUAAUCCGAAUUGCCGGUGGACAUACUAGAAAAGGUAGUGGCCGAUCACUUGCACACCUUUCCAGCUUUCCUCAUUUGGCCGCCUUCUCCGGAGUCUCCUCAGAUGGAGGCGGAUUACUCCCAACUGCCGGAGGACAUAGUAGUGAAGAUAGCGAGGGAGCAUUUCGAGACCACUUCACAGCUGGUUUCCUUCUCCGCAGUUUGCAAAUCCUGGAGAUCCAUCGCUCUCCAACCCCAAAAUUACGAGCACGGUGGCUCUCUACCGGGACUCCUCGUCGCCAAUGGGGAAUCCGCUGACCAUGAGUUUUCUCCCAUCACAAUGUUCCACACGUUCGUCACUACUCCGAUUAAAGACAAUCGUGAUCAAACAUCUCCUCCACCUCCACGAAGCCAGCAGCUGCUGCGCGUCAAGAUCCCUCUGGGUCCUAACCUCCGCACCGACGAUUAUAGAGAAAUACGGAUGAACAAUCCGUGCGUGGGCUCCAAAGACGGGUGGGUCCUAGUAAUUCACCCACGCCCGGUCAGAUUACACCUCCUCAACCCAAUCACACGCGCUUCCAUCCCUCUCCCCACUCUCCGGCCGAACGUUCCCGACUUCAAGGAGGCCUCUUUCAACCGUCGGCCGUCUGACUUCAUCGACAGAGCCGUAAUCUCUUCCUCUCCUGACGACCGCCGCAACAACUGCUACGUCUUCAUCAUAUUAGGCUACGCCAUUGAUCCUGGGCUGGCCUGGUGCAAGGUAGGUCGGGGAGGUUGGAAUUUCACGAAAAUGCCGACAAAAUAUUUCUUCACCGUCGACGCCACCUACUUUGGAGGUAAACUUUACGUUCUGGAGGGCAAGGAUUCUGUCUACGUUCUUGAUGCACCUACGGCUACCACCACUUCUCCUACUUGUUGGAGGAAACUCCCAUUCUCUUCCGUGAUGGCCUCACUCGUCGAGGACAACCACGACUACUAUCACACCUUUUUCCACUUGUCCCACCUCUGCGGUCGUCUCCUCGUCAUCCUGCGCUGUUUCGUCGAGGAUGAUGAUAACGACGCCACGUUCCAUGUAUUCAGAUUAGUAUUACCUGAAAGAGAUGCCGGCGGUGAAGUUGUGGACAGCACAACUAUUGAUUAUGAAUGGGAAGAAGUGAGGAGUUUGGAGGGACAUGCUUUGUUCCUCGGUUACUCCCAUGAGUCCAUCUGCCUGCCUGCUCCUUCGUCCAGCUGGGGUGACCGCAUCUAUUUUGCGUUUUCUUUCUAUUACGGCUAUUUUGAUCUAGAUUACGCCGAUGACAUUGGUCGGAUCAAUUUGUACCGGAACGAUUGUGGCGUCUUCAAUCUCGUCUAUGGGAAAGUCGAAUGUUUUGCUUGUCGGAAUUUUCACAACCAGAACUACUUUUGGUUCUUCCCUAUGCCCUGGAAUAUUGGUCAGCUUACUAAACAUCAAGCGAGGAAUGCCGAGAAUUGGAAGCGGCUGCUGCUGCUGCUUCAAACUAGUACUAAAAUUACCAGCAGAAGCAAGACUCAAAGUAGUACUCAAAAUAUCAGCAAAGAAACAGUAAAGAAGACGAACAAGAAGGUCCAACAACAGCGGCAUAAUAAUAGCAAAGUCGGCAGCAAAUUCUGCAGCAACAGAUUUGAAGCUUUGUUACUGGAUGAGGAUGGAGACAAAGACCAGCCAUAGUUCGUCCAUCAGGACCGCUUGCUGCCUUUUAUAAUUUAUUUCAGAGCAGAAUUCUUUUGUGGAUGAACAUCCUGAAUCGAGUAGUUACCCAAGAUAAUUAAGAUGUGUCUGCGGAGCGGAUCAGAUCAAUGAAUGCCCAACAAUAAGGACGUUUGUUGUUGGUAGCUUGUUGGCAGGCUGAAACCGGAGUAUUAAGCCAGAUAGAUUCCUCCAGCUGAGAAGCCGGUUGAUGGGAAUUCAGUUUCAUUACUAUAUUGUUUGCUAGUUCUUGCCUUUGUAGCAGAACUCAUCGUCAUCGAUGCAUUUAAUAAGAAAGCCCAUGGAUUGUGGCUCUUGCUUGAUACAAUUUUUUAC